AUGGCGGCAGCAACAGGAGCAGCUGAGGGGGCACCAGCGAGGGCACUGUCGCAGAAAGAGCUAGACAUUCAGAUGAUGUUGGCUGCCGAGGUCCAUCUUGGCACCAAAAACUGUGACUUCCAAAUGGAACGUUAUGUUUUCAAGCGCCGCAAUGAUGGAAUUUAUAUCAUCAACCUUGGGAAAACAUGGGAGAAGCUUCUGCUGGCUGCCAGGGUUAUUGUUGCAAUCGAGAACCCCCAGGAUAUUAUUGUUCAAUCUGCAAGGCCCUAUGGUCAAAGAGCUGUCCUCAAGUUUGCUCAAUACACUGGUGCUCAUGCAAUUGCUGGAAGACACACUCCUGGUACCUUCACUAAUCAGAUGCAAACUUCAUUCAGUGAACCUCGUCUCUUGAUCCUCACUGAUCCAAGGACCGAUCACCAGCCUAUCAAGGAAGCAGCUCUUGGAAACAUUCCAACCAUUGCAUUCUGUGACACUGACUCUCCUAUGCGUUAUGUGGAUAUUGGAAUUCCUGCUAAUAACAAAGGCAAGCACAGCAUUGGAUGCCUGUUUUGGCUGUUGGCAAGAAUGGUUCUUCAGAUGCGUGGAACUAUUCCUCAAGGGCACAAAUGGGACGUUAUGGUGGACUUGUUCUUUUACAGGGAACCUGAAGAAACCAAGCAACAGGAAGAGGAGGAAACAGUACCAGCUGCUGAUUAUGCGCUCCCUCCUGCUGAUUAUGGGAUUUCUGCUGGUGAAUGGGGUAACACAAUAACUGAUAGCCAAUGGAAUGCUGAUGUGGCCCAACAACCCAUUCCUGCUGCCAAUUUCUUCCCAGAGCAAGGUGUACUCUCUGAUGAAUGGGGUGCAGCAUCAGCACCAGCAACAGCACCAGCACCAGCAGCAGCACCAGCACAGCUACCUCCUGCUGAACUUGGUGGCCCUGCUCCUGUUGCUACUGGCUGGGAUGUUUAA
Dovyalis caffra is the source of this 951-nucleotide messenger RNA. The record is from the annotation of a GenBank genome assembly. NCBI's taxonomy places the organism in Eukaryota, Viridiplantae, Streptophyta, Magnoliopsida, Malpighiales, Salicaceae.